UCCGCAUGGGAUCAUAUCUUCGAAGACAUUCCUUCCACACCACCAGUCGACCUCAAACCCAUGCGUGCACCGCGACCCUCCAAUUCCUCACCACGGCCACGCCGACAGACCAUGACUGCGCGCGAGAUCAGUGCCUUCGAUGAUAUGUUCAACAUGAUCUUCAAUGCCGCUAGCGAGCGUAAGAACCAAGCACACCAAGCUACCCAAGGCGCCAGUAUCGGCGCGGUCCCCGUAACUGCGCCUGGCUCCGACGUCGGCGAUCUCUACACUCGUCUGCGGAAGCACAGCCGCGUGCGGUGGACGAACGACGAAGACGCGGAGCUCGACAAAAAGAAGGAGCAGAUGGAACUGUGUGAAUCAGACCAGGAUCUGCUAGAGUGGGCGAUGCGCGAGGUGUUUGGUGAGUCGAAGCGAUAUGAAGAGGCGGCGUGGAAGGCGGCCCAGGCAGCAGCCAAGGCGAACGCAGGUGUUGCCGACAAAUUGCUGCCUGUGCUCCAGCCACCAUCCUACCCGCACGUCCUGGCGUUGCUCAUGCGGACGUUCCGGGACAAGUACAAGGACCCCAAUCUGGCGCUGUCCAUGUUCGACCACGCGCGUCAUCUGUCGAUACCAUCAUACGUGUUCGGGUGCACGACGCCCGCGUACAACGAGCUCAUCACCACCCGAUGGCAAUGUUUCCGCGACUUGCGGGGCGUGUGCGAGACGCUGGAGGAAAUGCGUGUGAACGGCGUCAUGCCAGAUGCGAAAACACGCGCGUUGGUGGAGGCCCUCAGGCGGGAAGUGGGCGAGCGUAACCUGUGGGUCGAGGAGAGCGAGCUCGGCAGCGGUGAGGUGUGGUCGAUGCUGAACAGGAUCGAAAAAUUGGUCGCGAAGCCGGUGCCGGCGCAAGGCCCGAGAUCUAGGCCUAGCGACUUACUACAACGGCGAGGUUCUGCGUGGGUGUCGAAUGCGCCUCACGACGUCUGGAAGAACCCCGAGCUUCACGAAAACGACUAG
Heterobasidion irregulare TC 32-1 is the source of this 996-nucleotide messenger RNA. RefSeq lists its product as uncharacterized. The annotation marks the transcript as partial. Lineage: Eukaryota; Fungi; Basidiomycota; Agaricomycetes; Russulales; Bondarzewiaceae. The transcript has a single exon. The record is from RefSeq and is a predicted model, not a curated record. Gene Ontology annotation, cellular component: mitochondrion.